CUAGCGCAUCACUUCUCUUUUACUCUCACCGUGUGCAUCGUCCGGCAACACCUCUUCAGCCGCUUCGUCUGACAUCGCCGUCGUCCGCCAGCAUCGCUACGAGUAUUACUUUAGAUUUCCGGGUUUCCAGCUAGAAGAUCCUAACAGCAUAAUACCACAAUGUUCAGCAACAACAACAACAGCGUAUCGAUCUCAGUGUCGGACGACGAGCCUAACGAUCUGAACCGGAUCCGAACCCGAACCCGUAGAAAACGGAAGAAACCGGGUCACCGAACCACCUUCGAGCUCCCACGCUACUUUCUUAGGCUUCUCCACAGGUACUGGAUCGUCUUGGUCUUUCUUCUCGCGGUUGGAUUGCUAGUCUUUGAAUCGACGAGCAUCGGGACGAAAUCUGAGCUCAAAAUUCCAGAUUCGAGCGGAAAAAGCAAGAAAAAUGAUGGGAAUUUGAAUAGAUUGGAUCCAACGACAAAGGUUAUUGGUGGUGUUAGGCAGCGUUGUUUGAAGCUUCUGCCUCCUGAAGAGCUUGAGCAUCUUGAUAUCUUAGAGCGUAAACAUUCAAGCUCUCCUGUUAAGAAAGUUGUGUACCUAACCGAUACAAAUGCUUCUUCUAUGGACGAAGAGAAAGCUGUUCGUGGUAAUGGGACGCGUUUUAAUUUAUUUACGGGGAACCAGACUUUUGCUGAGAGAGAGAAUAGUUUUCAGGUAAGAGAAACAGUUUCAGUGCAUUGUGGGUUUUUCAAUGAGAAUGGGGGAUUUAGGAUCUCAGAUGAGGAUAAGAAGUUUAUGAAAAGUUGUGAAGUAGUAGUCUCGACGUGUGCGUUUGGUGGUGGAGAUAACCUUUACGAACCUAUUGGAAUGUCCAAGGCAUCAACUCAAAAGGUUUGCUACGUUGCGUUUUGGGAUGAUGUUACACUCGCAACACAGGAAGCAGAAGGUCAUAAAGUUGGCGAGGAUGGAUACAUUGGAAAAUGGCGAAUUGUGGUUGUAAAGGAUCUGCCUUUUUCAGACCAAAGGCUUAAUGGAAAAAUCCCAAAGAUGCUCUCUCAUCGGCUUUUCCCGGAAGCCAAGUACUCGAUAUGGGUGGACUCGAAGUCCCAGUUUCGAAGAGACCCUCUGGGUGUAUUAGAUGCUCUACUAUGGCGAACAAACUCUGUGCUUGCGAUUUCAGAACAUGGAGCUCGAAGUAGCGUAUACGACGAGGCAAAAGCUGUCGUCAAGAAACACAAAGCUACACCGGAGGAAGUCGAAGUGCAGAUAAAUCAGUACCGGCGUGACAAAUUACCCGACGAUAAAAGAUUCAACGGGAAAAAAGCUUUGUCUGAAGCUUCUGUGAUUGUGAGGGAACACACUCCAUUGACGAAUCUUUUCAUGUGCCUCUGGUUCAAUGAAGUGGUCCGGUACACGUCGCGUGAUCAGUUGAGUUUCCCAUACGUUUUUUGGCGAUUGAAAGUUCUCAAGAACAUCAAUAUGUUCCCUGUGUGUACACGUAAAGAUCUCGUCAAUAGCAUAGGCCAUGUACGCAAGGCAAAACCGUUGGUUUAGUCUCUAUAAAUUUGUCCUUACCUUAUUUAUUCAUUUUUUCUUUAUAGUCAUUUUGUGUUUAGGUAGUUGAUAAUUGUAACUGAACGGAUAUUUCAAUUUUUUUGUACCAGACAAAGUGAACCAAAAUUAAACCAGAAUAUAUUGUAACUGGAUCGUGAUUC
Eutrema salsugineum is the source of this 1703-nucleotide messenger RNA. RefSeq lists its product as uncharacterized. The transcript is spliced from 7 exons. Lineage: Eukaryota; Viridiplantae; Streptophyta; Magnoliopsida; Brassicales; Brassicaceae. The record is from RefSeq and is a predicted model, not a curated record. Bases 160 to 1542 code for a protein of 460 amino acids.